This is a messenger RNA of Phaeodactylum tricornutum CCAP 1055/1, 2112 nucleotides long. RefSeq lists its product with no specific name. The coding region runs from base 1 to 2112 and encodes 703 amino acids. Gene Ontology annotation, biological process: DNA-templated transcription initiation; transcription preinitiation complex assembly. Gene Ontology annotation, molecular function: TBP-class protein binding. Lineage: Eukaryota; Bacillariophyta; Bacillariophyceae; Surirellales; Neidiaceae. The record is from RefSeq and is a predicted model, not a curated record. Gene Ontology annotation, cellular component: transcription preinitiation complex; nucleus. The transcript has 2 exons.
AUGUCCCCUUGGGAGCAUUCUCCGCGACAGAAACCUUCCGCUCACUCUUUCUCCCACACCCACGGUACUUGCACUGCGAGUGCUCGCAUGGCUACCGCUUCCAUCCUCACGCGAUCCACCAGUCCACCCGUCGUGGCUACUUCUACGCCCGACGAACUCGACGACGAAGACCGACCAUGCCGUGCGUGUCGUCGCACCGGUACGUUACGGACUGACUGGCAGCAGGGUGAUCGGGUUUGCACCCAAUGCGGCGUCGUCGACCAGGGUCACGUCAUCGACACGCGUCCGGAAUGGCGAGAGUUCCACGACGACGCCGAUCUCGCCAAAGGCCGUCCUUCGCAAGCGCGCUCGGGUUUGACGGUGGUGGACGAAUCGCGGUACCUUGGGGGACUCCAACCCACCAUGCUCUCCACGAACGUCUACGGCACGGCCUCGUCCACGUCGCAGCAAACACGGAAACGCCUCUUGGUGGCCGCGCACAAAAUGGACCGACUCAUGGAACGAUCGCACGCGCGCGCGUUGGAGGCGGUCCGUGUCUCGCGCGCGGCGAACCGGAAACGUCGACGAGUGGAAGGACACCCGGUACCGGGAGCGGUGGAUCCGGACGAAGACGACGCGGAUAUCGACGCCACGAUGCGACCAGAAUACGAAGAUUUCGUACAGUUGGAAGAGCAGGAAGCUCAACGGUUGCAAAUUGCGUCGUACGGCGACAAAUGGAGCCUGGAACGGGCCAUCCGGUUGUACGGAUCCGCCUUGGAGCAACAGAACUUGUCGACCGACGACACAAUAGAUGACCGGGGCCAUCUGGAUGACGGAUUAAAACGUGCGUCUCGAGAUCUCUAUCAAGCGUACACAUUUCUGUCCACAGCGGUGCAAACGCUGGAGCUCACGGAUCGGGUGCAGCAUGAAGUGGUCGGACUGCUGGUUCGGUACGCAAAGUGUCGCGACGGCCUCCAAGUUCGAGGUGUGUCCUCCACGCUACAAAAGCGCCCCUCCACCAAAGCUACCUCUCCCAACGAGACGCAGCGGGCGCGUCGGAGUUUACGCGAAUACAAUCAGGCCAAGCAAACCGGUGCGCUUCUGGCCGCGCUCCUCUUUUAUACCGCCCGCAACCUCGGCUGGCCCCGCACCCUCGUCCAAGUCUGUCACGCGAUUCCUUUUCCAUCCCAGUCCUUGCCUCAUUUGGAUCUCAGAUGCGAGGACGGGGAGUUUAUUAAGCGAAAACACUGUUCCAAAGCCAUGACGGAAGUAAAACAGGUUUUCCCAGAUAUUUGCCGGGUGACGGCCACGUUGCAUGCGGUAUCGAACGUUUCGUCUGCCAGUAGCAGCAGUACCAAUAGCAACAGUAACAACUACAACAAGAGGAGCGAAAUUCCGCAACCACAGAGACUUCAAGACCAUGUUUCGGUAAUCAAUUUUGUCGAUCACGCCAUUCGCAAAUUACGUCUACCACCUGUUGCCGAAGCAUGCGUGCGGAUCUUGGUAUUGCGGUAUUGCCACGGAACAAAAGACUCUGCUUUGCGAUUAGGUGCCAUAACGGCUUCCUCAGUGUAUUUUGUUACACAGACGGGAGACAUUAUGCAGCGAUUGGCCAAGCAGGCUGUGAGCGGUAGCAAACCGUCCUUGGCAUCGAAGCACGACAAAGUGACGAGAACGAAUUCCUCGCCUACAGGUUUCCACAGGACAAAGUUGGAACUCGACGGUUUCACUGCCGCACGAGAUCCGUCGGCUUCCGCAAACGUCAAGCAUGAAGAUUUGUUCAGCGCGGAAGCAGUGCAGGAAUUUGCCUCGGAGCAAAAGGUGUACGAAAUGCGACGGGUGUGGGACGCUUGGUCGGAACAAACAACCUGGAUGCGCAGCUUGGGUGAGAUUGAACGAGCAAUGGGAGUUUCGAGACCAACGCUUGUGGAAGUCUUCAAGAAAGAGAUUUUUCCGAAGCGAGUUGAGCUCUUGCAGGCUCUUCAAGAUUCUGUCGAGACGAGUGAUACAGAGCAGAAGACUGUUUUGUCCGAGACACCAUUGGCCUCGGUCGGGAUCAGUUACUACAUUGAAAAGCAAGAGAAAACAGCGCAGAGGUGGAUGGAUGUCUCUGUUACUGUCAGCGCUUCUUAA